Messenger RNA from Cryptotermes secundus, 1596 nucleotides. Its product is annotated as glutamate receptor ionotropic, delta-1. The transcript has 7 exons. Gene Ontology annotation, molecular function: glutamate-gated receptor activity. NCBI's taxonomy places the organism in Eukaryota, Metazoa, Arthropoda, Insecta, Blattodea, Kalotermitidae. The record is from RefSeq and is a predicted model, not a curated record. Gene Ontology annotation, cellular component: membrane. Bases 1 to 1362 code for a protein of 453 amino acids.
AUGAAACUAUUCUUCUCACGUGAUACAACAUUAGCCACGUUAUCAUCACACGACAUUUCGGUGUAUGCUGACACUCUGCGGUGUAAAGCAAGUAUUCCUCUCCACAUAUUUCCACACGAUGAAUAUUCUGCUAGACGCAUCUUGUACCAGCAUCUAUCGAGCGUAAUAAUCAAAGAGAAGAACAAUAAGCCUUUGGAAGUUGGAGGUCAAUAUGGAGACAUCUGGAGGGUGCUGGAACAACAGAUUGAUUUCCGGACGGAUUACUACAAGUCACGUGACGACAAUUUCGGAGUGAAAUUGGGCAACGGUUCCUGGACCGGAAUGAUGGGGUUGGUCGUGAGGGGUGAGGUGCACGUCAGCAGCUCGGCCUUCAUGUACAAUGCUCCUAGGAUGGAAGCUGUGGAUUACCUGGGCCCCAUGUCAACUGACAGAAUGGUCGUGUACGUGAGGAAGCCUGGCUCAACAGUUCUGGUAUGGAACAGCUUCCUCCUGCAUUUCAGUCCCGGCGUCUGGAUGUCACUGACUGUUUGCCUGCUCCUACUCUCAGCCGCGUCAAUGCUGCUUGACAGAACAAGGAUCCACAACAGGAAACAGGGCACCAGAGAAGGUCUUCUGCUGGAAUUCUCCCGGUCACUCUUCUCUGCCAUCACACCCUUCUGCUUGCAAGGGAGUAACUUGGCUAGAGCGGAGGUGUCAUGGCGUAUCACUCAUCUGACGAUGUACCUCGCAGCGAUUAUCAUGUUGGCCAGUUACUCAGCAUCUCUUGUGUCUCACAUCAUGACAAGAACUGACAAGUUACCUUUCAACACUUUUGAGGAGUUCCUGGAAGUUGGCACCUACACUUUAGGAGUGGGAAGACAUAGCGGCCACUAUACUCAUUUUGAAAUAUCACAUGACCCUGUGCUGAGAGCGGUAUACGACAAGCAUAUGGCUCCCUACAAGUCAGCACUGCCGAGCACGGGCUUGGAAGCGCUGAACCUGGUGUGCGUCCGCCCGAAUUACGCUGCCAUUGAGCUGAAGGAUGCUUUGCCAUAUUAUUCCAACAAGGUGGUCUGCAACCUCCAGGAAGUGCCUAACGCUUGUGUUGAAUUCAAAGGAUCUAUGAUCAUACAGAAGAAAAGUCCUUACUUGGGAAUCUUCAGGCGCACAGUCCACGAUAUGCAUCGGAGUGGAAUUCUUAACAUAAUUAACAAAAGAAACGUCAGAAAGAUGAUGGAAGAAAAACAAGUUGUCUUCAGAAGCGUAUCUCCCACACUAGUGACACCUAUAUUCGCCCUCCUAGCAACAGGAACUUUGACUGCCAUCUUGCUGCUGAAAGUUGAACUUAUUGUAUAUAGGAAAACUCUACGCGCUAACAAAUAGGCAAAUAAGAGCAACGUUAGAUUUUUAAUUGAAAAUGGACACUAUUGACGGAUAAUGAGAUUGGUAAUUAUUGAGUACUUUAUCCUAUGUCCUCUAUAUAAAAUAUCCGAUCAUGAUAGCUCAAACUGUAAAGAUUCCGAUCUGUAUUCUGGAGGUGUUCGAUUCGAAUCCCGGUCGAAAUACCGUCUAUCCUGACUGAGGAUUUUCGUAGUUUUUCUCAGUAAUCUACCAACA